Messenger RNA from Danio aesculapii, 2333 nucleotides. Its product is annotated as mRNA decay activator protein ZFP36L1-like. The coding region runs from base 87 to 1271 and encodes 394 amino acids. The record is from RefSeq and is a predicted model, not a curated record. Gene Ontology annotation, molecular function: mRNA binding; metal ion binding. The transcript is spliced from 2 exons. NCBI's taxonomy places the organism in Eukaryota, Metazoa, Chordata, Actinopteri, Cypriniformes, Danionidae.
CUAAAGCGUGGAGUUCAGGAAAACUACGAGAGAGUUGAGUGGGAGCACGAAGAAAUUGCUAAAUAAAGUUUUCGUCACGCAGGACUAUGCCAUCAUACGCGCUCAAUCAGUUCAUUGAUCUGGAUGAUGUCCUGUGCAAGCACCUUUUAAAUCUUGAUCUUCGAGAGCCAAUGAAGACCUCUGCGCACACAGCCCCUGUUGGAUAUAGGAAGCCUGACAGUCCCUGCACACUUUCCUCUGGCGGUUCAGGACUUUCUAUUGACAGCAUAGAGAGCGGAACCAUGAACGCAAACUACUGGGCUGCCCAGAAAGUAUCUUCCCAAUCACACACCAAAUGGAGCCGGAUGUCAUUUUGGUCUGAGCGCUCCGUUAGCAUGGUGGAGGGUAACGCUGGAGGCCUGGGAUGGUCAUCUGCCGAAGCUGGUCAUCUAAAGCAAACUGCAGUCACAUCAGGUGCUGCUUCCUUAUCCAGCUCCUCGUCUUCUAUUUCUGCCACUUCAUCACGAUACAAGACUGAACUGUGCCGCACAUUUGCUGAAAGAGGCGUGUGCAAAUAUGGCGGAAAGUGUCAGUUCGCGCACGGUCCUGAAGAGCUGCGAGAUCUCAACAGACACCCGAAAUAUAAGACCGAACCCUGCCGUACUUUCCACUCUAUUGGUUUCUGCCCGUACGGCAUUCGCUGCCACUUUGUGCACAACGCCGAAGAUGAUCAACCACAGUCCCGACCCCAGACCUCCAACCCAACAGUCCAGCGGCCUCCGCUGCUCAAGCAGAGCUUCAGCUUCGCAGGAUUUCCAACAACUCCACAACCACUAGAAGCCCCGCUCGCCUCUUCCUCAUUCCUCCGCGCACCCUCAGUUUCGACGCCUACAUCCACUGCCAUUUCUGACCUCCUCUCGCUGGCCUUCCCAGAUAUUGACCCAAACACUCUUCUAGACCAGGCCCGAGAGUUGCAUCCUCAGUUUCUACCUUCUCCAGACUCUGGGUAUUCUCACUCAGGACUUUCCCCCACCCAAAUGGCCCCUCCUCAGCCUGAAGUAUGCCUGCGACAGAGUCCCACCUGUGGAGAGUCCUUGGGCGUUCGGAGUCUGUCCCACACCUCUCUCUCAGACCACGAGGGUGGGAGCUGUAGCUCCUCCAGCAGCAUGAGUGGCUCCGAAUCCUCCGAGUCUGCCAACGGGCGCAGGCUUCCCAUCUUCAGCCAGCUUUCAGUACCGGAUGACGCCGUCUACAAUGAAGGAAGCAACUCCAGCACAAGCUUUUUCUUGUAGACUGUCGCUCCUCGCGGGGACUGAACUGUAUACUGUGGUAUAUCUACUGUAAAAUAUGGCCGAUACUUGACAUUUUAGUUAAGCUCAGAGUGAAACAUACUGUUUAAAGGAACAUUCCAUCUUGCAAAUGGGCUCAACAGUUGAGUUUUGCCAUAUUUGAAUCAAUUCAGCCGAUUUUUAAGAUGUAUUGGGAGCACUUAGCUUUAGCUUGGCAUAAGUCAUUGAAUUGGAUUAGACCAUUAGCAUCUCUUCUGUAGUUACAUGGUGUACCAAGACGGAUGGAAAAAUAGCAAGUUUUCAUUUUUCUUCACCCUUAGUAAACAAUGUAACUACAGCGGAGUCUAGCUUUUAAAUGGAGAAAUUAUCUAAGCUAGCCAGAUGCUAAUGGUCUAAUCUGAUUGUGAUUUAUGCUAAGCUAAAAGUGCUCCAACCAAACGCAAAGAUUUGAAAUGGUAAAACUUAACUGUUUCACUCCUUGAGUUGUAAAUGAGCUUAUUUGCAAAACAAAUCGUGGAGUGUGCCUUUUUUAAGGUACUGAAUGUUAAAAUGAUUCUAUAAGUGGGGGUUUCGUGUGCUUUUAAGUGGAGCGGAGUUUUAUUUUUUGAAGACUGAAAAGACGAGUGGGGAAAAGAAUUGAUUCUACAACCUGCAACGUUCUGUUUGGUAACAUGAAGCUAUUGACUUUUAAGAUGCAUUUAGCAAUCAGCUAUUUACAAAAUUAUUGUACCGAAAUAGCCAAGAGAGGUUAUGACCAGGUCUUUUUCAAUAUUUGAGAUGUCUUGUACUCUUUCUAACUAGAGACCAAACUUUGUGCCGCCAAUACAAACUUUUUUUUUUUUUUUGGAUGUUUCUGGAGUUCGAUUUGACUUUAUAUUAAGUGAUGUUAGUCAGCAAUAUCUUUAAGUUCUUCUUGCUCCUUUUGAGAUCAGCGUUUAGUUUUUGUUCCCAGACCUACUUGCCUUAAGUUUCAGAGGAUCCCUGUGUAGGCCCUUUGGAAGUGCACAGUUAGAGCUUUGCUUAGAAUGAGUUGCAUGUGUCAUAGUUUUUUGUUUGUUUGUGUAG